GGGGACGUGCUCUCGAGGGGUCCAAAACGAACCAAACCCCCAGGUAUUUGUAGGCAGGCUGCCUUUCCCCCCCUCAUUGCCAUCCCCUCACCUUCCCAAAACCUCGCCCAACAUCGCGCCUCGGUUAUUGCCCAGCAACGCGAUACAAAUGCUACCAUAGCUGCUCGAUUGCCCUCCUCCACAUCGCCACCAUGUGGCUCAUCAACGUCCAGACGAUGCAACUCGAGGAGUUUAUGGUCGAUCCCCCUCGCUACGCCAUUCUGUCGCAUACCUGGGGCAGCGAGGAGGUCACAUUCGCCGACUUCAAUCACCCCGACCAACACUUGCGGCAAGGCAAGGCCGGCUGGCGCAAGAUUGAGAACGUAUGCAGGCUGUCGCGCAAGAGGGAGUAUUCCUACCGAUACGUCUGGAUCGACACCUGCUGCAUAGACAAGUCGAGCAGCGCUGAGCUUAGCGAGGCGAUCAAUUCCAUGUACGCCUGGUACGCAGGUGCAGAACUCUGCUAUGCAUACCUCGAGGACGUGCCGCCACCCCCAAUAAAGUCAUUGGUGUACGAACAGCACCUGUUCCGCCUACAUCCAUCGGUCUGGGGGUCUUGCGACUUCGGGGUUGCAUCCGCAUUUGCAGGCAGCCGCUGGUUUCAGCGGGGUUGGACGCUACAGGAGCUGGUGGCCUCUCGGCGCGUCUAUUUCUUCGGCCGGGGAUGGGGUCCCAUCGCAUCUCGCGACUACAUCUCGCAUGAGCUGAGUCUCAUAACCGGGAUUCCGAAAGCGGUCCUUGGGGGGCAGGCAAAUGCUCUUCAUUAUCCAGUCGGGGCGCGGAUCAGCUGGGCCACUGACCGAAAAACAACACGGCCCGAGGAUAUCGCGUACAGCCUGCUGGGCCUGCUGGACAUCAACAUGCCUCUUCUCUAUGGCGAGGGCUCCAGGGCCUUCCUUCGACUGCAGGAGGAGAUCCUGCGCCAGCAUGAAGAUGACACCAUCUUUCUCUGGUGCUCUCGGCCAGCUGAGCCCUGGGCUGUGAGAGGGAUGCUGGCAAAUUCGCCUUCGGACUUUGGCAACUUCCGGGAAAAGGCAUACUACUUGUGCAGAGGUAUCAAGCCCACCUCCACAGUUGAAAUGGAGAGGAUUGAGCCAAUCUCGGCCUUUUCUUCGCUGCAGAGCUCCUCCGGGGUCGACAACAGGGGAGUUUGGUUCAGAGGACAUGUUGCCAGUCUCGCACCAAAAUAUUCUACGAAUGAAACGGCCUUGCUGUACUUGAACUGCAGGUUCAACUCGGCGAACCCAGUCGGCCUGUACCUGGAGCUGCUUGGGCCAAACAGGUAUGCUCGCGCAAGGCCAAGCGAGGUAUAUGUGGCAGAUUCGGACUGGAAGGUGGAUGCUGCAUCCCGCCAUGCAAACGUCGAGGACACAACCAUUGUCAUAUACAAAACCGACAGCGCAAUCCGAAAGUUAGUAUCGAAUGAUCCUGACGCAUUCCUCGAUGACUUUUCUGGGCCGGAGAACAAAUCACACAGGUGUCAACACGGUUUCCUUUUCCGCUGCGUCGAACCCGUUUUCCCAAGCGGCAAUUGGGCGAAGCUUGUUGCUUUGUCGAUUUGUCGGGAUAUUGCGGACCUUGGGAAGGAGGAAAUCAGAUUCAACCCAGGUUAUGAGGGGAGGCCAUGGACGCCCUUUGUUGCCGCCAGUAACAAUUCGACCAACAUCACGAUGAAAUUUUGGAAUGGCAAGGAGGAGAUAGUGUUUGCGACUUACUUCCGCCGAGUAUCAACUCACAGCAAUGGUAGUCUAGGAGCAGACCCCGGAACAGCAUCCCAUCCCUCUCCACGAUCAUUCAUUGGGCUCUACUGCAACAAGGAAGACGAGACAAUGACUGUUGCCCAGGCAGAGGGGGAGGUCCCGAGUACGUUGGUAAUUACAAACAACCGUGGCUCGCAGUCCCUCUCAAUCACGGUCAAAUUGGAAGAGGUGGGACAUUUGAAACUUUGGGUGGUCGAAGCGGUGGAACUGUGAAGAGCCUCGGACGGAGUUUGCAAAUUACUACGGCGUUGGACGACUUGGUCCACGCCGUGCUUCCCUCAAAACCAACGUGCUAUCCCCCUUCCUCAAACCAUGUAUUGAACGCCCUUUUCAUGCGCCUCCUCCACCG
This is a messenger RNA of Gaeumannomyces tritici R3-111a-1, 2148 nucleotides long. RefSeq lists its product as hypothetical. The transcript has 2 exons. Lineage: Eukaryota; Fungi; Ascomycota; Sordariomycetes; Magnaporthales; Magnaporthaceae. Bases 192 to 2012 code for a protein of 606 amino acids. The record is from RefSeq and is a predicted model, not a curated record.